UGUAAUCGGUCCAAUCAAGACAAAGGCUAGCCUGUUGUUUACCCAAUUAAUCUGUGGUACAAGUCAUGGUACGGUAUCAGCGAAUACUCCUACAUGUACAGUGCUAGUGAGAGGUCACUGAUUUCUAUUGUACUGGAUCCACUCAAGUGUUUUGUUUUGUGAGAGAGUCCCAACAAAAACGGCUACCUCUGUCUGACUGAACUUGGAUAAAAGUGUUAGCUUCUAUGUUUAUGUCUAUGAAUUGAUCAGCCUUCAGAAGAUUCUUGACUCUGUACUUCAGCUGCAGUGAAGCCAGUAUAGUAUAGACUGAUGCAGACCUUCUCUAGAGGGGAGAUAACUUUCAAGGGACGUGUGUUGGCCCAUUAAUCAUGGGGGGCUGUUUUAACUGCCACAAUACCCUUCUCUGGAAACUCCUUUUUGUGUUCUGUGUUUGCUUCAAGCUGUCACUAGGAGCUUUUAUUCGUCAGAAUGUGUUUCAGCACCUCCGGCUCCGUCAAGUAUCUCAGCAAGGAGAGGCGGUGGUGUUCAGACGACAGGAGGCCACACCUACUGAAUCAACGGGGAGCAGCACAGAUGCUGCCGAGUUCUUUUCCAACUAUUGGUUCAUCUUUGUUGUGGUGUUGCUGUUUGUGGUCAUUGUGACUGUCUUUGUGUGUGCGUGUGUGGUGACAGUGAAGAAGAGAAGUCAUCACUCUCUCUCCCUGGAGCUUAACAGUCGGGGUGCUGAGAACAGUCGCUCUCUCCACCCUCAGCGAAGUGUGGACGAACACUCACUCCCUCAGCACACAACAAGGAGUAGUUCUGCAGCAGGGGAAAGUCCCAUCAGUCUUUCAGUGGGACCCACCCCCAUCCCCUCCCCCCAACCGUCAGCUGCCUCUUCUCAACGCUCCUAUCGUAGUCAGGGUGGCAAAAGACGACGCAACCACUCUUCGGGUCAUGUGAGCUCCAGUAGCGAUGAGACGAUACGAGCGUUCCACUCUACCACCUCGCUCAUGUCCCACGGCUCCAGUCAAGGAGGCCACCCCAGGCUACUGCGUACUGAGAGCACGUCUAGUGGUGAGAAGGGGUCCCACUAUCGCCACAGCGGGAGACACGACAGGCAUAAGAGAGCCACCUCUAAUCCACAUAUCAAGGUGCUGCCGUCUGACGGACACUCCUUCUACUCUGCCCCCUCGUCCUCCAUGCAAUCCAUGGAGUCAGUUCGUUCCACUCACUCUGGCUCACAGAGAACUCUUGUCGAUGUCGAUGUCACUGUCCAUUUGGGUGUGGAAAAUGACCAUGAAACGAGAAAAGAGAUAGCAGCAGCACUUGCCGAAUCAGCAAGACAACUUGCCCAGUCAGCAGCUGAUUUCGAUCAAGAGGACUCUUACUCCGUUCAUGGGCGUCGCUCGAGCUCCCAGCUCUCAUAUAGAAGCUCCAUGGCGAGUAGACGGCAGCUUUUCCCUAAUCAUUCUUCCUCUGUUUCCCUCGGCCAUGACCGUUCCUAUUCCCCCAUGACACCCUCGAUCGUCAGUCUGGAUAGGCCCAGGACUCUGGAGCGACCGCACCACACGCUCCCCACUCGGGGUGAAGUAGCCAGACGGAACAGUUUGACUCGUGCCCCUCCCCCCGAAUCACCGCUGAGGAUCUGUCACUCCAGCCAGCGCAUGUUCAGCAACACAGCUAAACUCCCUCCACAUAUGAGGGUCAGUCGUAUUCGGAGUCUGGAGGAUGCAGGGGCACCACUCAGCCAGCGACAAAUCUCACUUGACAAUCUUCAUAGCAGUCCCUCGCCCCCUCACCCUCUUGUCUUCUCUCCUAAAACCACCCUCGCAGAUGGCCAGUUGUUUUCAGUCCCUCACCCUCCUCCACAUCAUCACACCACUGCCAGUCUGGAUUUUUCUAGCAUGGGACAGUCGAGUUCAUUCACUUCCUCUCCAGAGGGGGUACGUGUCUUUAAUGGAGUACACAGUCCACGGUCUCAUGCGUAUGUGAGGAACGAUGGUAGAACUCAUUUUGUGGAGUCUGAUCAUGGUGUUAGUCCCGAUAGUGGAAUGGGGAAUGGAGAUUAUGGAACUGGAACUGAAUCAAGCUCGAGUACCCUACGAUCAUCACAUGUUGAGAACCGUGACAGACUGAGUAGAUUGAGUGAAAAAUCUAUGGAGUAUCUGAACAGUAACGAUAGCACCGAUACUUCUGUAGGCAUGCACAGCGAAGCUGUGCAGAUGUCUAAGAGAAACAGCAAUCAUGGGUUUCCUGCCUCGCCACAUAAAAAGAACUCUAGGUCUGAUGUGUCUGAUGGUAUCAGGGACAAGACCGUCACUUCAAGUAAGCGACGUUGUAAGCAGAGCAACACUAACAUGGAACCAGACUAUCCAGCACAAGGGAACUCGUCGAGCGGCUCUCAAGCCUCACUGGAUGAUAACAGCACUGCAAGUGGGUAUGCAGCCACUGGCAGUGCAAGCAGUGUGGACAGUGUCUCUAUGGAAAACUCACAUGAAUCUAGAUCUUGCGUGAUCCACAGUGAUCUCGAAUCUCAGUUCUCCUACCCUCUUGAGAAACUGUUGUCACAACCACUCAGUUACGAUAUUGAUUGUGAUGACAUCAGCCCUGCCCCUCUGUCAUUAGACGCUCACCAUCACUAUGGAAACAAACAAUCCUACAACAAUGGCAGGUACCAAUCCCAGAGCAGUAUCAAAAAAGUUCAAGCGUCUCAAAAUAGCUACUCUCUGGACUUUCGUAAUAGAGCUCGCUCAGAGACAAAGUUGUUGUCACCUCACAGCAGAGUCCCACUGUAUCACACUAGUCAUGCAGGUCAGAGUAGUUAUCAGUCUGCCAGCAUUACAGUGGAUGUAUAGCGCAUUUACCAGUUACUGUGGCUUUGUUUGUAUAGCUAUUUCUCAUCAAUCAGUCUUUUUGUUGCGUUCAGUGAUGUUUAAUUAUAAUUAUCAACAAAAUUAUUAUUAUUGUUGGAAGAAGUAAA
This is a messenger RNA of Halichondria panicea, 2962 nucleotides long. RefSeq lists its product as uncharacterized. The record is from RefSeq and is a predicted model, not a curated record. The transcript has 10 exons. Lineage: Eukaryota; Metazoa; Porifera; Demospongiae; Suberitida; Halichondriidae. The coding region runs from base 369 to 2837 and encodes 822 amino acids.